UAAACAACGGACAAUUACCACUUGGUUGGAGAAUAAAGGACCCAAGACAACUGAGUCCAAAAGCUUACACAGCAAAAUUAAUAACAAUACUGAAGCAAAUCCCAAGAUGACUUCCAUUAAAAAGGAGAACUUUUGUGAGCAUGAUGUGAAAAAGCUAGAGAAUAUUUGUCAGCAAAAUUAUUCAAAAAUAUCUGUGGAAGUUGGUGCAAAGCAUGUAAAUUUGCCUCAGACAGGCAGCAUGUAUAACUGGGAGGCUGAGGACAAAGAUCCAGUCUUAGACACGGAGCCUGUGAAGGGGAUGCAGUCUGGAGACCUCUUUAAAAACGCCAACAUCGAUCAGAUGCACAAAACUGGCAAGCAGACUCAGAGGGGCUGUGAAGAAAGCAGUGACAAUUGGACUCAGAGGAAAUUAUCAUCAGGCCGGUCUUUGAAAAUGGGAAAUACAACACUUUCUUCAAAAGACACCGAGACAGAUGGACAAGUGGCUUCAUGCAAUUCACAGAAGCUGAAGAGUUGCAAUUCUGUCUGUUUAACGGGUGAACAAGAAGAAGGGGAUGUAGUUCCGGAAAGUCCACUUUCAGAUGCUGGUUGUGACGCUUAUGUAUCUGAUCUUGGAGGUCCUGGGAAACUGAGCAAAUGUCAGAGCAGUUCAGGGGAUUCACCUGCUUUUGAGAAAGAAAGUGAACCGGAGUCACCAAUGGAUGUAGAUAAUUCUAAAAACAGCUGUCACGGGUCAGAGGCUGAUGAAGAAACGAGUCCGUUUCUUGACGAGCGAGAGGAGAUUAAUAUGUCAAAAUCCAUAAACAAAUCUUUUAGACUUCAAUAUGGGGAUGCUGAACUGGAGUCACGAAAGUCACGCUUUUCUGCCAAGGGCUGUGAAAGCUUUGAGGAAAUAGAUAAUUCUGGUAAAGAGGACGGUCUGCAUACAAAGUCACCUGGGAUCUCUCCUGCUCCAUCAUCAGAAUGCAAAGGUGCAAAACAGGGUGUGAAGAGAGACUCCAAAAUCACCUCUCACUUCAUGAGGAUACCUAAGAUUGAGGAGAAAAGCAGAAAAGAAAAGUGUGAAUUCAAACCCCAGAGGCCAGGAAGGAAGAUUCCUAAAUACAUGCCACCUCCUCUUCCAACUAAUAAGAAGUGGUUUGGGACACCGAUUGAAGAGAUGAGAAGAAUGCCUAUGUGUGGGGCCCGUCUUCCUCAUCUGCGACCCUCAGCCAAUCAUACAGUAACCGUCAGAGUAGAUCUCAUGAGGGAAGGAGAGGUGCCUAAACCUUUUCCAACUCACUACAAAGAUUUGUGGGACAACAAACAUGUUAAAAUGCCCUGCUCAGAACAAAAUUUAUACCCUGUGGAGGAUGAGAAUGGAGAUAGAACUGCUGGAAGUCGAUGGGAACUAAUCCAAACUGCCUUACUUAACAAAUUUACUUGCUCGCAUGAUUUGAAGGAGGCUAUACUGAGGUACAACGUUGCUUAUUCCAAGAAAUGGGACUUCACUGCUCUUACCGACUUCUGUGAGAAGGUUCUUGAAGAUGCAGAGGCUCAACAUUUGUUCCAGUCCAUCCUUCCUGAUAUGGUCAAGCUGGCGCUCUGUCUCCCUAGUAUCUGCACCCAGCCAAUACCUCUACUGAAACAAAAGAUGAAUCACUCCAUCACAAUGUCACAGGAACAGAUUGCUAGUUUUCUAGCCAAUGCUUUCUUCUGUACUUUUCCACGUCGCAAUGCGAAGAUGAAGUCUGAGUAUUCUAGUUAUCCAGACAUUAACUUCAACAGAUUGUUUGAAGGACGGUCACCAAGGAAGCCUGAGAAACUUAAGACCCUUUUCUGCUAUUUUAGGAGAGUCACAGAAAAAAAACCUACGGGAUUGGUGACGUUUACAAGGCAGUGUCUCCAGGAGUUUCCAGACUGGGAAAGAUCUCAGAAAAAACUGUCUAGAUUGCAUGUCACCUAUGAAGGCACCAUCGAAAGCAAUGGACAAGGUAUGCUACAGGUUGAUUUUGCAAACCGCUUUGUUGGAGGUGGUGUGACUGGGGCAGGACUAGUACAAGAAGAAAUUCGGUUUUUAAUCAACCCAGAACUGAUUGUAUCGAGGCUCGUCACUGAAGUCUUGGAUCACAAUGAAUGUCUCAUCAUCACAGGUACUGAGCAGUACAGUGAGUAUACAGGCUAUGCAGAAACUUACCGGUGGGCAAGAAGCCAUGAAGAUAAGACCCCAAGGGAUGAAUGGCAGCGACGCUACACUGAAAUUGUUGCUAUAGAUGCAUUUCACUUCAGACGUUUCCUUGAUCAGUUUGGUCCGGAGAAAAUUAGGAGAGAGCUCAACAAGGCCUACUGUGGCUUCUCUCGACCCAAUGUUCCACCUCAACAUCUCUCUGCAAUAGCCACAGGAAACUGGGGAUGUGGUGCCUUUGGAGGGGACGCCCGAUUAAAAGGGAUUGCUCGCUGCAGUGCUUUCCUUCCUCUCCCCAUCGGUCAGAGCUCAGAACUGAAGCAUACUGACAAAGACCACCAGAGCCGAGUCCGUUUG
This is a messenger RNA of Aptenodytes forsteri (emperor penguin), 2521 nucleotides long. It is a transcript of the gene PARG, whose product is annotated as poly(ADP-ribose) glycohydrolase. Gene Ontology annotation, biological process: carbohydrate metabolic process; nucleotide-sugar metabolic process; regulation of DNA repair. Gene Ontology annotation, molecular function: poly(ADP-ribose) glycohydrolase activity. Gene Ontology annotation, cellular component: cytoplasm; nucleus. NCBI's taxonomy places the organism in Eukaryota, Metazoa, Chordata, Aves, Sphenisciformes, Spheniscidae. The transcript has 16 exons. The record is from RefSeq and is a predicted model, not a curated record. The annotation marks the transcript as partial.